Messenger RNA from Pneumocystis jirovecii RU7, 504 nucleotides. RefSeq lists its product as uncharacterized. The record is from RefSeq and is a predicted model, not a curated record. The transcript has 2 exons. Gene Ontology annotation, cellular component: mitochondrial intermembrane space. The coding region runs from base 1 to 504 and encodes 167 amino acids. NCBI's taxonomy places the organism in Eukaryota, Fungi, Ascomycota, Pneumocystomycetes, Pneumocystales, Pneumocystaceae.
AUGGUUAAAAAUAGUUUAGACUUUUUACGAUUAAGCCGUGCACAAUUAGAUGACUCAAUCACAUUUCAUUUGAACUCUUUAUCUGUACCAAAACCAUUUACUUCAGAAUCAACUAAAACAAAACCUAUAUACUCAAAUGCUCCUUUACAACCAGACACAGAAGCAUGCAUGGCAUUUAUUCAGAAGCUUUUUAGUGUCUGGGAAGCACGUUCUUCGCUAUUAGUGUAUUGUGAGGCGGUUGCUAAUGAGGCAGCAUUACCAAUAUCAUCUGAUCUACAAAAAGAUUCAUUUUCAAACAAAAUACAAAUGAAAACAACAAAUCGUAGCAUUUUAAAACUUGUAAUUGAUCAGGAAAAACAAAUUGAGCAUGUUGUUCGUAAUCAUUCAUGGGAACAAGUCCUCAAACGCUGUGGAUUUAUUCGGCUGAACAAAACACAUGAAAUAGCAAUGCAAGAGUGGGCUUCUGCAAACUCAGAAAUACACACUUCUCAUACACACGACUAA